AUGUCAACAUUGGAAAAGAAGGCUGUAGCUCGUAAAUCGGACGAGGUUGCACCUUUGACGAGUACUUCUACAACUAAGAGAACUACAGUUUUUUCCUUCAAUGCCAAAUACGUGGCAUAUGCGCAUGCUAUCUCGGCAUAUACUGCCUUCAUAUCUGCUCUUGUGGUAGGAUGUUGGCUUCAUUAUCAUAAGAUUGUGGAAAACUCUUCAUUUGGUUAUCCAGAUGAAUGGUUCCCAUCUGUUUCUGCAGCAAUAGGGGAUAGAUACCCUGAAAGAUCACUUUUCCAAGUGUGUAUUGCCCUCACUGCAGGCCCAAGAUUCCUUCUUUUGCUUUUCAACUUUGUCAAGGGCUAUCCUAGAGGUUCUAAAAGAGCUAUUUCUGCCCUUAUUUCUGGAAUCAUUAGAACGUUUACUUGUGGUGGAUGGGUCUACAUUACAUCAACCGAUGAUCAUGAUUGGCAUGAUAUUUUCAUGAUCGCUUACAUAGUCCUCACCAUUCCUUGGACCGUGUUGGUUACUUCCCUCUCUCCAAAGAAUUCCACUGUUAAAAGAGGAAGAGCAAUCACUGCUCUUACUUUCUUUGGUACAUUGGUCCCAUUGGUCUAUUGGUUUAUUCAACACAAGGUUCAUGUAAGACCUGGUGCUUACUCAAUCUACGCAUACUUCGAAUGGGCAUUGAUUCUUUUGGAUGUCGGAUUCGACACUUGGUCCAUCAUUGAUUUCAAUGAUUUAGAAGUCAAUUUGACCAGUGAAGGUGUUGCAUUUUCUGUAAUCCCAAAAUCUGAAUUGAAAACUACCACUACCACCACCACCACCAAGGUUGCCGAUGAAUUCACUCUUUUCGAGUUUGUCAUUAAUGUCAUCAAUUCAUUCAUGUUUUGGUCGGUCAUCACAUCUCUUUUACUUUGUGUCUGGUACUUCCCUCUUUGGUAUAUGGGUCUUUCAGGUUAUGAAGUAGUUGUAGUUGUGAUUUUUGUCAGUCCUAUUCUUUUGGUUAUCCCACCCUUACGUACCCUCUUCGUUAAAUAUCCAUUUGUCGCUAGAGCUUUAGCUGUCUUGGGUGGAAUUGGUGCAUACAAAGUAGAAGAACCAGAUCAUAGAUUAAUCACCAUCACCGUGGGUACUGCCUUUGCCUCUAUUGCAUUGGUUUCUGAAUUGUACUCCUUCCUGAAACAACCACACAAGUUCUAUUCUUACGCUGUUUCAUUCAUUCUGGGAUUACUUACCACAUCUGUAUUUAAGUAUUUGUGUUAUUCCAAUAACCCAAUCUGGCCCGUCAUGCAUGCUGACAAUGGUGGUUGGAAUGCUCUGGGUAUCUUUAUUGGAUUGGUAGCUGCUUUUUUCACACCCAAGUUAAUCACCUCCUCUACAACCACCAGCGUCACCACAAGUCCAACUGGAGGUUCAAUCUUAUUAGCUGCCCUUGGAUUUGGUGGAUACUUCUUCUCCAUUCAAUCGUUCCUCAGUGACUCGUCGACUCUUGCCUUAUGGUCUUGGGAAGGUUUUCCAGUGCAAGGUCCUACUCCGAUCACUGGGGCUUUAUUCAACAUUUCGUCCAUCAUCAUUGGUGUAUUGAUCUCCAUUAAGGUUCUGCCUAGCACUUUAUCAAGCUUAACCUGGAAUUUGAUUGGUUGUAUUGGUGCUAUUGUAUUGUAUGUGUACUCUGAUUGGAUUGGGUUUGCCGGCUCAUGUGUUUAUUCCAUUUACUUGGCAUCAUUAGCUCCACUUAUUUGGAACUCAGUAUCUGGUUACAAUCCGGGAUUAGUUUUCUCCUUGGCACUUUUCCUUGACGUUUUGAUUUCGUUAGCGUCUAUUUGGAUUGUCGCUUAUGCAUUUGUUCCAGCUGGUUGGGUGUUAAGAGAAAGAACUGAUAUUGUGUUGGGUACUUCAUACGCUAUGAUCUUAUGUGGUGUUCUCAACUUCAAAUUGAGACAAAAACUGAUAAUUAUUGCAGCCCCAACUUCCAAAUUAUUUAAACAAGCUUUAUCAGUAUUGACAGUUUUACUCUCUCUUUCAAUUGCUAUAACUUUCAAGAGAUAUCCUUCGAAACCAUUUGAGCCAUUUAAUCCAGAGUCUGGUUCAUUCACUGCUGGUAUCUGGUGUGUUCACUUUGGAUUAGAUAACGAUAUGUGGUCGAGUGAAACUAGAAUGAGAGAUCUUAUUAAGGAUGCUCAAGUUGAUAUUAUUGGACUUUUAGAAAGUGACACACAAAGAUUGAUUGGUGGUAACCGUGAUUUCACUCAAACCAUUGCUGAAGAUUUGGGUAUGUACGUUGAUUAUGGCCCUGGCCCUAACAAACAUACUUGGGGUGCUGCCUUGUUAUCUAAAUUCCCAAUCAUUGAAUCCACUCAUCACCUUUUACCACUGCCGGUCGGUGAACUUGCACCAGCAAUUCAUGCUACUUUGGAUAUCUAUGGGGAAUUAGUUGAUGUUGUUGUUUUCCAUUCUGGUCAAGAAGAAGAUGUUGAAGAUCGUAGAUUACAAUCUUUGGGCAUUCAAGAAAUCAUGGGCAAUUCACUGAGACCAUUGGUAUUGUUGAGUUAUUUGGUUACAGAACCAUUACAGGGAAAUUACAAUACUUAUGUCAGUGAAAAGUCGAGAAUGUAUGACAUUGAUAGUACUGAUUGGGAUAGAUGGUGUGAAUAUAUUCUCUUCAAAGAAUUGAAAAAAGUUGGUUAUGCCAGAAUUUCUAGAUCAACUAUCACAGACACUGAAUUACAAAUUGCUAAAUUCAAAUUAUUAACAGACGAAGAAAAGGAAAAUUCAAGUGAUGAGUUUUUAUAUGGGAAUAAUUUUGUUUCCGAAGAAGAAAUAUCUCCCGAGUUAAGAUUCCCAUCUAUGUUCCUUGGUGAUGGGGUUAGGGGACACAGAUUCCAUGUGUUUGACGAGCCACGUUAUUUCGCACAACAACAAGACCAAGGAGAGGAAGUCGAAGAGGAAAGAGGAGAAGAAUCUAGGGAUUAA
[Candida] anglica is the source of this 2964-nucleotide messenger RNA. The record is from the annotation of a GenBank genome assembly. NCBI's taxonomy places the organism in Eukaryota, Fungi, Ascomycota, Pichiomycetes, Serinales, Debaryomycetaceae.